AUGGCAUCUGUUCAUAAGAUGAGCUCGGAGGAAGACACAUUGCAGAUGACUACUACGGCCGACCCCACAUGGCCAGGAGCCUCCGGCUGGGAUUCCAUCUUUUCCACAGUGAAAGAACAAGUACCUUCUCUGGAUUCAGAUGAGGCGUCCCUGUCUGACGGUGACGAUGAGGAGAUGCACAUUUUCCAGAGAGAUCAUGUUUGUUUUAUGCCAGACCUGUCAGAAGAACUAUUAGGAGAGGUCCAGGACACUAAAGUCCAGGAUGAUUCUGGGCUAAUGAACUUUGAGAGAGAGGGAUGGACGGAACCAAAGGAGAGCUCUCGUGACGAUCCAAACCUCACAUUCACCAACCAUGACACAAAGCAAAUAACCCCUGACCCCAGCACUAGAACGGAGCCCCUGUUCUCGGAGAAGACCGAGACCCUAAAUGGAGAAAUGAAGGAAUUGGUUAAGAUUGAGUGCUGUGAAUUUCAGCUUAGUGUAGAGGAUUCACUUAUACGGGAUAGUCAGAGCGUUGAGGUGCAGAGUGGAAAGGAUCUGAAUGGACACCUAGAUCCCGUCCUGCUCCACGAGAAGCAGGGUGCAGAGCAGUGGGACCUUGACCGGGUUCUCCAGCAGAUCAUGGAGAUCGGGGAGAUCCAUCUUCCAACCAGCCUCGAUACAGCAUGUCUCCGAGACUCUGAUGAGCUGAUGCCUCCUCCGCUGCUGCCCUUUGAAAGUUAUUCAGCAGCACGCCAAGACCAGAUCAUGAAACAGCUGGCGGAUCUGAGUGCUAGGCAGUUGCAGUCCGUUCCUCGUGUUCAGCAAUUGGCAAUUGAGACAAAGGAAGAUGAGAGCAGGGGAAGCUCCUGCAGGAAGGAUCUUGACACAUUGGAUGGUAAAAAACACCAGGAACAAAGUUCCACUGUUUAUAUAGAUUUGAGGCCAACUGCUCUCCACGUGAACUCAACAACCAUAGAAGAUCAGCGGAAAGGAAAGUCCACACAUGUCAAAGAGAAGACAGAGGAAAGGCUCCCCAACAGGGUUCAACUUACAGGAAAAAGCUUGCUGCUUCACCAACUCCGCCAUGUUAAAAAUAUCCCACCCUCAGACGCACUAGAUAACAAGUCCCAAGAACCCGAGUCUGCUAUGGUGAGUAAGGAAAACCAGGCUCCUGCUCCACAUCUCCAAUGCAAGAGACGACUGAAGAACAUUGGGCAAAACACGGCCAAAGUCCAGGAAGGAGAAGAAGCAAAUAAGGAAGCAACUACAGAAGAGAAACCAGACGAGGAUAAGAACCAGAUACAAAUCCACCCGUCACCUGUAACAGUCCAGGAAACCCCCAGCACGCAGGUUCUGGAACGCAAGGAGAUGCAGGAAAAAGAAAAGAAAGUCCGUCAUAGGAUGCAGGCUCAGCUGGAAGGAUUGAAACCACUCAACUCAGUGAACCGCCGGCAGCCAAUGGCCAAGGGAACCCCUGUAUUGUUUCACCCGGAAGCUUCGUUUAGCCCGGAUAUUGGCACUUUACCGUCGGCAUCAUGCAGUAAUGUAGAGCUGAUUCUCCUCACUGUCUGGCUAUCGAGUUGCGGACAGAUCAUCCUCCCGGGACAGCAUGGCAGUCGGUCACCAGACUCCUCUCUCUCUUCCAGCAAUGCUUACAAUGCUUUGCUCACCUGGCUCCUCUCCCUGGUGCCAGCCUUAAAUCCUCAGAGCAGUGCCCCAUUUCAGGUGCUGGGUUUGCAGCAGGAGUGGCGGGAGGAAGGGCUGGCACUGUUUGCCUGCUUGUCACCGGGGAUUGUGCAAUUGCAAAGCAGCCCCAAGAUCCGAAAGCCCAAGGGUAAAGAAGGCUUACGAGGCACUUCCAGUUUCUACCAGCAGGCGUCGCUGUUCUUGAGGCAAAAUACCUUGCAAAGUGUCGCAUGGUGGACCAAUGAGGUGACACAUCGCUUGCACGGGCAACUUUUCCCCUUGCCACUUGAAGUCCCACCUGUCAAACUAAGCAACAUUGCAACCUUAAAUCCUGCCACAGAGGCCGUGGAAAAAGCUUUCUUAUCCUCGUCUGGUUUCUACUGGCAGACUAUGGAGACUGAUGAGAAGCUCAGUCCUCAAGGCCUUGAGAUAGAUGGAGAUAUUGAGACCGAGGUGGUGUCUGUUACCUUGUUUGACUCACUGCUGAGAGAUCCCGCCGUGUUUCACCAUAUUCUGCACCUCGUACUUAUGAAGGGGCUUGAUGUGUGUGCUCUCAGGUUACUGUAUCCGGAGAGCACUCUUCUUCACUCUUAUAUAGAUACAAUUCCUCCAUCCUACAUUAGGGAAGGUGGUCAAGCGCCACCGGUUUUGGCUUUAGCGCUGCGGGGACACCAAGCAGGAAAGGCCUGGAGUGAUCUGUCAGGCUCAUGUGACUCCGAACUUGCCAGACGAGUGGAUCCAUGUUCCAUACAUGCCCUUUACGGCUACAGGAAAGAGGAACCCAUUCUUCAUGCCGUGCGCAGUUCUAAUCGCCUGUUGCGGGAUCUCUGUUUUUGGUUUGGGGGAAGAAUAACCAGUUUUGAUAAUGUAAAAAUCGGCAUCCAGAAUUCAGUUGGAAAGCACACAGACUCAUGCCGGCCUCCCACUUUCCUUACUGCCACUAUUAUGGGGGACGUGUUCCUGGUGGCAUCACCAGCGGUUCCACCGUUGGCUUACGGAGACAUUAUAGACAUUUGCCAUCAGCGAGGAUUUAGUCUGCAAGGUGUGCGACGCCUCCGUCUGACCGCGAAGCGUGCAGCGAUGUUGAGCAUGUCACCUAACCAGGUGCCUGUAUUUUGCCCAGGUAGUCCUUCUACCCAGCCAGUAAAACAGCCUUACCCUCGCUUACACUGUCUGCUGCUUUUACUAAGGAAAGAGAACGCCGGUCACCAAGUGCCAGGACUUAUCCAAGGACUGAUGAAUGGACUGGCCGAGCAAGGUCUCCUGGGAUUAAUCCUAGCUAAUUUCACUUAUCCAGCUGAACUUGAUCCCAACCUUUGCUUUCACGCUGCACCUUAUUUCGACAGCCUGCUGCAGACCUUGGGUGGCAGUCUUUGUGCCGUACCGGACCCUAGCUACGUCACGAUGGGCAUGUCAUCUGCUCAGCCUUAUCCCUCUGAUCCGGAAAAUGAACAAGUUGUUCUCCUUGCGAUGAGUGGAACACAGACCUUAAGGAGAGCAGGCCACCUACUGCGCCAGAUCCUGCGACCAUGUCUUAAAAUGCAGAAAUCAAUCCCAGAAUCUAAGUUUCACCAGUUUGAAGUUCUUGGUCUGAAGUGGUUGCCCCGCUUGAGUCGACUACAAGCCAAAGAAAUCACUCCUUAUGAGGUGGGAGACCGCCCCUGGCAGAAAAGUGUGGAGCAGCUGACUUCUAACCCAGCUCUCCUGUGUGCCCUACGCCGAGUCUAUGCCUUUACUACACUAGAACACGCCAUCCGAGAACUGUCAUCCAUGACAGAUAAAAAACUACCCCAACUCAUCAUGUCUGCCACUCCAGAAAUUGCCUUCCGUCAGGCAGCCCUAAUCUUCAUGGAAAAAGAACUGAUUUCUGAUCCAGAGAGCCGCAGCAUCCUGAAAUACAUUGCACCACCAUCAAUGAGCUGCAGGUCUGGAGGUGCAGAAGAUCACAAGUGGCAGACUGAGUCCAUAUUCACGUACAUGCUGUCAGGUCCUCCACUACUCUACACGGUUCUUCUCCUCAAGCCAGGGAUUUGGAGCCACGCCAUUGGAAAGAUUUUGCGAAAGGCUGUACAGCAGAAAUUCCAACUGGUUGGAAUGAAGCCAGUGACACUUGCUCCUCAGGAUUGUGAAUUAAUCCUCUUUGAGAAUGUGAAGCAGGAUAAAGCUCUAUUUCACGCUCACUGUGAUUACCUCUGCGUUGGACCAUGCCUCGCGCUUUGUCUACAGAGACACAAUGCCGUACUCAGACUCCUGGAUAUACUGGGGCCCGAGGAUCCUGAGCUGUGCAAAGCUGAAGACCAGUUUCUAUGGAGAGUACAGUAUGGCACCAGUCCUGUACGGAAUGGGAUGUACGGUUCCACCUCCUAUGAUACCGCCAUCCGAGACCUGAAACAUUUCUUCCCCGAAGGUCUUCCAUGUGAUCAGUCAGUCGUGUUGGAAACUGAACAGAUACCAAGACUGGCGUGUGAUGUCUUGUUUGGCAGUCGAGCACAACGCAAAGUGGUGAAGAAUCCACUUCAUCAGCCAGGACAAUCUCCAACCUGGGAUCAACCCUUCAUCAGUGCCCUUGGCCAGACCACGUGCCUUCUCUUCCCUCCGUGCACCGUGCGUGGCUGCCCACCACCCUAUAUCCACGGACUUGAGCAACUGGCCAGCAGAGACUUUCGUAUCACAGCAACGCGUUUUACUGUAUUCGACCAAUCACAGGCACAGCUGAUCUCAGAUUUAUACAGCCCGCUGGACAGCCUAUCAGCGGAGUUCAAGGCUCUCACAGAGGGGCCCUGUGUACUAGUGGCUGCCCAACGGGACAAUGCAGUAUCUUGCUUUAACUCUGUCAUGGACAGUGUUAACUGGCAGAAUGCAACCAAUCAGAGCUUCACGCCGGGCGUGAUGUGUCCGCAGACCGAAUCUCAGGCCAACAAGAUGAUCAGCUGUUUCUUUGAUUCGCUGACUCCUGAGAGCAUUCACCAAAUUGUGCCCGAGGCUUUAUAUGAUGGGAAGUUGCAAUCCCCUUUGUCACCAUAGAUCUUCUAACGAUAGAUUCAGUCACCUUAUCGUACUAUAUGCGGAGAAAGGAAUCUAGAACUUUGCACUUUUCUUAGUGAAUCUGAAGACCAUGCAGAGGAAAACAUUAUCGACCUGGAUUAUUACACCGGCGGGUUGAUACAACUGAUGAAUUGAUACAAAUGAAAUGUAUCCACUCUUACCAGCUCACUUUUAUUGCACUUUAUUAUUAAAUAGUUGCUGCUAUAAAUUAUUGAUCUGGGCAACGUAUAGGAACUGUUAUUUUCCCCUGAGAUAUAUGCUUCGGUUACAUUAUAAGAUCUUCUAUUAGAUCAAUUGUGGUUUCAAGGUGAUUGGAAUGGUCAACUCUCCAUUGCGUUGUCCUGUCCCACUGA
This is a messenger RNA of Pelobates fuscus (common spadefoot toad), 5066 nucleotides long. RefSeq names its product dynein axonemal assembly factor 8-like. The coding region runs from base 1 to 4692 and encodes 1563 amino acids. NCBI's taxonomy places the organism in Eukaryota, Metazoa, Chordata, Amphibia, Anura, Pelobatidae. The transcript is spliced from 29 exons. Gene Ontology annotation, cellular component: centrosome. The record is from RefSeq and is a predicted model, not a curated record. Gene Ontology annotation, molecular function: dynein complex binding.